AUGGCUACCUCCUCGUCGGCGCUCAUUCUCCUGCUGGUUGUGUCAUUCGCCGCCAGCGCCAGCGCGACGUCCUUCAGCAUCACCAACCAAUCACCACGGGAAAAACAGGGCUUCACCGUGUGGCCGGCGGCGAGGCCGGUGGGCGGCGGUAGGCAGCUCAACAGCGGCGAGACGUGGAACCUUGACAUCCCGGCGGGCACCCACACGGCCACCAUCUGGGGCCGCACGGGCUGCAGCUUCAAAGGAAACUCCGACUGCUGCGCAACAGCCGACUAUGUCGGCGCACUGUUCUGCACCCUGUCUAGACAGCCUCCGCUGACGCUGGUGGAGUUCACCCUCGGCGGCAAGUUUGAUUCUUAUGAUAUCUCCGUGAUCGACGGGUUCAACAUCGGCAUGGGCUUCUCCUACAGUACCGGCGUCGCGCUGCAGUGCCGGGACUCUCACUGCCCCGACGCAUACCAGCAGCCCAACGACGUCAAGACCAAAACCUGCAGGGGCAACAGGAGCUUCCGGAUCGUCUUCUGCCCAUGA
This is a messenger RNA of Lolium rigidum, 531 nucleotides long. RefSeq names its product thaumatin-like pathogenesis-related protein 4. The transcript is spliced from 2 exons. Gene Ontology annotation, cellular component: extracellular region. The record is from RefSeq and is a predicted model, not a curated record. The coding region runs from base 1 to 531 and encodes 176 amino acids. Gene Ontology annotation, biological process: defense response. Lineage: Eukaryota; Viridiplantae; Streptophyta; Magnoliopsida; Poales; Poaceae.